Penicillium crustosum is the source of this 1362-nucleotide messenger RNA. Its product is annotated as DUF3984 domain-containing protein. NCBI's taxonomy places the organism in Eukaryota, Fungi, Ascomycota, Eurotiomycetes, Eurotiales, Aspergillaceae. The record is from RefSeq and is a predicted model, not a curated record. The transcript is spliced from 2 exons. Bases 1 to 1362 code for a protein of 453 amino acids.
AUGGAGUCCACCACCUUGGGAAGCUUCCAGUCCCGUCGCUCAUACCCAUCCCUCCGCCACAUCUCUCUAGCACCCUUAAACCCACGAUUUCCCAUUGAUGACGACACAGAUCCAACAGAUUACUUCAACAGCCGCGACCAUGAACUUCAGGCUAGCGGAACCCGCACGCCCCCAGCAUCAUCCUAUCUAUCAAGCGUCUCAGUUCCAAGCACGCCACCGAUCCUCUCGCACUCGCGCAGCAACUCGCGAAGCCGCCACACGCGCAGCAAGAGCUCUACAAGGGUAGGACCCCUAAGCGACACCAACCUACACAGCAGGGACCUAGGGCAUGCCCUGCACCACAUCCCAAAUACACACAAGAAACAUACCAACAUCUCGUAUUCGCAAGGACGACGCCCUCACCAAGAUAACACGCCGAAACCAAAACAUGACGCAGAAUGGAUGCUCCGCACAGGAAUCGCCCUAGCCUCCUCGACGCGCGAGGAAAAAGGCCAAAGCUGGCUCUCCAAGCGCGAGACAUCAACAAGUCUCGUCCCAGACACGCCCUUCGACGAACCAUCCACUAACCGUCGCCACCACCGCACCAAAUCAGGCGCCUCGUCACGCAUGUCCCGCUCCGGAGCCUCAACACCAGGAGCUGGCGCUCUCUCCCGCGCCGGUAGUAGACGCGUCAGCCGGCGUGGCAGUAGAGUCCAUCUAACCAUGACCACUCUCCCGACUGCAUCGUCUACCUCAACGCCAGCAGAGAGGGGAGUAUACAUGCACUCAGGCACAGAUACAGGCGCUGUGACACGCACCGCGAGUCCCGACGCGCGCGGGCGUAGUCCAUUACUGCCUGACUUCGUAGACGCGCGUAUCCGCGCAGAGAUGGAAUCGCUACAGCACCGAUUCCCCGACGAAGACUCUGUGUACUGGGACCGGGCUGGCUCGGACGAAGAUGAGACCUCGUCUGAGUAUUCGUGUGACUCUGACGAGACGCCGGAUGACUUUGAUGAGGCGGAUCUGCAGCGGCUGACGCGUGAGCGCGGGUUCGGGCUUGGUUCGUGGAUUGAUCGGUUGGUUGAGUGGACGCUUUUCGGGGUUGAUGAGUGGCCUGUGGGAGUUCCGGCUGUGACGGCUGUUGCGGCGGAUGCUUCGCGGAUUGGUACAGCGGAAACUACUACUACUGUUACAUUUGAGGAACCUGUCUUGGUGGAUGGGCGGGAUGAUGAUACGCUUUCGCUUGGAUCGGCUGGGGAUGAGGGUUUGUCGGAUGGAGAGGGUUCUACUGGUAGUGCUGCUUCUAUUGAGAAGCCUGGGAGUCAGGGUGGCUGGGAGGAUGCUGGGUGGUUGUUCCGUUUGAUGAAGCGGGCGAUGAUAUGA